This is a messenger RNA of Juglans microcarpa x Juglans regia, 904 nucleotides long. Its product is annotated as probable caffeoyl-CoA O-methyltransferase At4g26220. Gene Ontology annotation, molecular function: S-adenosylmethionine-dependent methyltransferase activity; O-methyltransferase activity. The transcript has 6 exons. The coding region runs from base 74 to 784 and encodes 236 amino acids. NCBI's taxonomy places the organism in Eukaryota, Viridiplantae, Streptophyta, Magnoliopsida, Fagales, Juglandaceae. The record is from RefSeq and is a predicted model, not a curated record.
GUCUUGUUGAUUCCGAAGGUGUAUAGUACUGUGCCACAGGAAAAGCUGGUUGCCUGAGACCUCUAUUGAAGUAAUGGAGCAAUAUGCAAAAGAAUUACUUUCAAAGGGUUUAUUGCAGAGUGAAGAUUUGUACCGGUAUAUCUUGGAGACGAGUGUGUACCCACGUGAACCAGAACCUCUCAAGGAGCUAAGGCAUGUCACUGCUGGCCACCCUCGUGCUAGGUUUGCUACUUCACCAGAUGCAGGUCAGUUGAUGGCCAUGCUGUUAAAGCUGGUGAAAGCAAAAAAGACUAUUGAAGUUGGCGUUUUCACGGGAUACUCUCUUCUCCUGACUGCUCUUACAAUUCCAGAGGAUAGCAAGAUCAUAGGCAUAGAUGUAGAUCGGGAGACAUUUGAAAUUGGAUUGCCAAUUAUUAAGAAAGCUGGUGUUGCAGAUAAAAUUGAUUUCAUCGAGUCCGAGGCUUUACCAGCUCUUGAUCAACUAUUACAAAAUCCUGAGAAUGAAGGGAGUUUCGACUUUGCUUUUGUUGAUGCGGACAAGGGUAAUUAUUCAAACUACCAUGAGAGAAUCAUGAAACUACUGAAAGUGGGUGGGGUGGUUGUCUACGAUAACACACUUUGGUUAGGAACAGUUGUAAUGUCUGAUGAGUUGGUUCCAGAGAACUUGAAACGGUGGAAGGAGCCGACAAUUGAGUUUAACAAAUUAGUGGCAGCUGAUCCUCGUGUCCAAUUGUCACAUGCUUCCGUAGGUGAUGGCAUGGCAAUCUGCACUCGUCUCUACUGAACUUUUUCUCCAAACCUCUCUGCAUUUUUACUUGUAAGCAUUAGCUUAUCAUGAAGAACUGUUUUGUGGUUAAGCAACCAGAAUAAGCAGAGGUUUUAAUAAAACAGAUGGGUUCACCCA